UUCACCACGUAAGACUGUUCCACCGCAACACAGAUCCCAUUUGAAGAGAAUAGAUAUAGCACUUUAACCACAUCAUUAGCAUUAAGAUUUGCAUAAGUGGGUUAGUAGUCAGCACUCAGCAAUGGAAAUCUCUGGAGCGACACCCGAGCCUGCUGUGUUAUAUAUUCCAUCGCACCAGACCACCAUGCACACAGAUAGAGAGAGAAGAACAAGAGAGCCGAGUGGUUGGAAUAUGUUCUUCGUUUCUGUGCACCCUCCUAAUUCCAUGUUUGUCUUUCUUUUAUGUCGUUUCGUUUGAAGGAGAAUUUAUGAACCAUGGAUUGAUGGAUUCAGAGGCUGCUUCUUCUUCUUCUUCUUCUACUUCUGUCUCUAUUUCUUGUGUUGUAUGAAUCCAAAGGUUUCUUUGUUUCAUGCUCAAACAUUCCUGUCGAGUAUCUAAACACACAACAAGAUUUCUUCAGUUGAAACAGUAAAAAGAAGAAGAAAAAUCCCGACUUUGGCUUCGACAUGGUUUGAAUUCUCAGACUGCAAGUCCUCUUCUCAGUUGAUUCCUCUGCAGCGCAAAGCCAGCCAAACACAAGAAAAAAGAAGGAAAACUGCAUCAAGAUCUCACCUUUGGGUAGGAGAAACCGGCUGUGGCUCUUCUUCUUCCUCCAAAGAAUGCAGGAUUCGACGGCGUCGGCGGCAGUUCAAGCGGCAGGGCCUCGGUUUCCCGAGCAAGAGCAGAAUCUGAGGUGCCCCCGGUGCGAAUCCACCAACACCAAGUUCUGCUACUACAACAACUACAACCUCUCGCAGCCGCGUCACUUCUGCAAGAACUGCCGCCGCUACUGGACCAAAGGCGGCGCCCUCCGCAACAUCCCCGUCGGCGGCAGCACGCGGAAGAACUCCAAGCGCUUCAACGCCUCCUCUUCGUCCUCUGCUGGGUGCAGUAUCAAGCGAUCCAAUCCUCCUACGCCCCUGCCUCGCCUCCCUGACCUCCCCAAGCCCGAGCCCUUCUCUGUUCUCUACCCGCCUCUCGACCCCGACCGCCACUUGCUCGACAUGGCGGGAAGCUUCAGCUCGCUGCUGUCAUCCGACGGGCACUUGGAAACCUUCCUGGGCAGCAUCCAUCCGGCGGGCGGCGGUUGCGCUACGUCGUUGCCGAGCUCGAGCAGCGUGAACCGCCGCAGCGUUCGCGUUCAGGGGACGGAAUCGCCGAGCCCAGCCGGCGACAUGUCGACGCCAGCUGUGGAGAACGUCGAAAGACUGGAGACCGAUUCCGAGUGCUGGUCUGCGGGGUGGACGGAUCUUGCCAUCUACAAUCCAGGUUCGAGCAUGCAGUGAAAGAAGAUAACUUGCAACAUAAAACUACAAAGAUCACACUUUUUCUUGUUCGUAUAGUCUUCUUUUAAUGCAAUUUAAUAGAUAUGUUCAUACGGAUAGAUACAUAGUGAUGAAGAGAUGGAUUUCCAGGUUCCAUUUCCCUGUCUAAUCUAUUCGAUCUUAGUGAGAUUGGUUUUGAGAGUCGAAGUUUCCUGUGUUGUGCAUGUGGUUUCGCAUUGGUACUCUGAUUUCUUCAGAGGAGAAUGUGGAUGGCUAUUUGGUUCACAGAUUAAUGAUGCAGUGAAGGACAAUAAUCUCCAGUAGAACAGCCAGUGUCUGAUGCAUUCAGAGUCAUAUCCUGCUGCUUUUGCACCAACAAUAAUGGCUGAUUCAACAUCAGAAUCCUAAACAAGGUAG
Musa acuminata subsp. malaccensis (wild Malaysian banana) is the source of this 1722-nucleotide messenger RNA. RefSeq names its product dof zinc finger protein DOF3.1-like. NCBI's taxonomy places the organism in Eukaryota, Viridiplantae, Streptophyta, Magnoliopsida, Zingiberales, Musaceae. The record is from RefSeq and is a predicted model, not a curated record. Gene Ontology annotation, molecular function: DNA-binding transcription factor activity; DNA binding. Gene Ontology annotation, biological process: regulation of DNA-templated transcription.